GUCCUGGAUCAGGAGAAUCUGGUCAGGCUGAAACAGUGACAACAGGCUGAAGGGAAACCAGAAGAACCAGAGCAAAGGUUGGGCAGGCAGGGGAUGAUGAUGAUGAUGAUGAUGAUGCCAAAGACAUGAAGGUCCAGCAGCUGAACCAAUGAGUGACGAUCUUGAGCUUUAACCAUCAGAGCUGAAGAAGGGACCCCCCCCCCCCAGCAGAACCAAAGUAAUCUCACACCAAAGUGGCGAGACCUAAACCUAAAGACCAAAGUCUGAAUCUAUCAUCCAAAAACCAACAGUCCUGUGGAACAUGAAGCUGGAGAGCACAUCGUCAGACGUGAGUUCCUGGAGGGAUGCGGACUUUGCCCUCAACUGCACCUACAUCGUUCCGGACCAGGUGUCGGACCCAAGCUUCAGUCUGCCCAAAGCAAUGACCUCCAUACCCAGAAACCUCACCUUCCACUACGGGGAGGACAACGAGGUGACCGGUGUGUUCAGCAAGGAGUACAUUCCUCAGGGAACCCGCUUCGGUCCCCUGCGAGGAGACAUCUACACCAAAGACAGCGUCCCCAAAGAGGCCAACAGGAAGUACUUCUGGAGGAUUUACAGCGGUGGACAACUUCAGCACUUCAUCGAUGGGUACGAUGUCCACAAGAGCAACUGGAUGCGUUACGUGAACCCGGCGCGCUGCCUGGCCGAGCAGAACCUGGUGGCCUGCCAGAACGGACGGGACGUCUACUUCUACACCAUCCGGCCGGUGGAGCCCAAGCAGGAGCUGCUGGUGUGGUACAGUCAGGAGUUCGCUCAGAGGCUCUGCAGCCCGCAGGAUCACCACCUCCCACACAGUGCGCUUGUUGUUACAGAACAUGGUGAUGAAGAGCAGACCAGGCAUCCUCUACCUCAGCAGACGUUUCUCCAGGACCGGACCAAAGAGGAGGUGAAGGAGCAGCUUGAAGAGGAGGGUGAGGAGAAGAUUGACGUGGAGAUGUUGGAGAGAGACACGCCUCCUGAUACGCCUGACGAGCAGAUCGUGGACUUCAGCAGAAAGAUGGAGAAGAGUGAAGAUCCAGAAGGCCUCAUCCCCUCCCCUCAGCCUGAGCGCAGGGAGGCCCCCCUAUGCUUCAACCACCCGUACCUCACAGACCAUCACCCCUCCCCCCCGGCUCCCCCGCACAGAGGCCUCCCCCUGCACCUCCAUGGUCUCUAUAGCCAUAGGGAGGGCCUGGUCUCCUCUUACCCCAUUUACUCCAACCCCAGACAGCUUCAGCCACCCUACCAGUUCCUUCCUCCCUACGGCCCCCACUAUCCUCGGAUCCUCCUGCCUCCUUACUCCCCCCCCUUCCCCAGCGUCCUCCCUUCACGAGGAUCCCUCCGGUACAGCAGCUACCUGGGGGCAGACGGAGUCCCAUACCCUCCCUUUGCUCCUCCAAACCUGCUCCCUGUGUCCCUCCCCUACGCCCCGCCCUCCCAGGGGGGCCUCAAAGAAUUAACCCCAAAUAUUUCCCCACCAAGAGGUGCUCCUGCCACCCCGGAGAUGUCUCCCCCUGCCAAGCUUGACAGCCACCCCCCCACCCCUGAGCAGCCUCCCUCUACCUGCGAGGAGGCCAUGAACCUUAGCCUGGCUGUUGGGAAGAGCAGCUCCUCUCCUCGGAACGGACCUGGACACAAAUCGCUGCCGUACCCGCUGAAGAAGCAGAACGGAAAGAUCAAGUAUGAAUGCAACAUCUGCUCCAAAACCUUCGGACAGCUCUCCAACCUCAAGGUCCAUCUGCGGGUGCACAGCGGCGAGAGGCCGUUCCAGUGUCACUUAUGUAAGAAGAGCUUCACUCAGCUGGCUCACCUUCAGAAACAUCACCUGGUCCACACUGGAGAGAAACCGCAUGAAUGUCAGGUGUGUCACAAACGCUUCAGCAGCACCAGCAACCUGAAGACGCAUCUGCGCCUUCACUCAGGGGAAAAACCGUACCAGUGCAAACUGUGCCACAUGAAGUUCACCCAGUACAUCCACCUGAAGCUGCACCGCCGCCUCCACAGCAGCCGCGAGCGGCCCUACCGCUGCACGCUCUGCUCACACACCUUCUUCCACCGCUUCAGCCUCUUCCUCCACCAGCGCAGCUGCUGCCCGGCCACCGCCGCAGCUCCCGUCAACAUGCACAUGAAGGAAAUGGUGGAGCGCUUCGACGCCAGCCAGGAGGCGGACGCGCUGAUGGAAACAGCCGCCGCCGCUCAGGUGAGGGAGGCUGUGGAGCGUUGGCUGACUCGUACGCUGGAAGGAGAGGAGAAGGAGGACCAGAGAGAGGCUACGGCGCUACUGAAAGCCCUGACCGCCGCCAUCAAUGCACCUAUGGCUCCAUCUGCUGUACCUGCAUCCCACCACAGCCCCCCGCUGGGCUUCCAGGAGCGGGCCUCGGUGGUCCACCUCCACCAGCGACCCACUGUGAAAACGGAGGGACAGUGAGGACCAGCUCCAGGCGGAGAGACGUUAAUUAUCACCAAAUAAAGGGUUUAGCCAAAUGUAGUUCCUGAUUGUGGGAACGUUGUGAUCCAAUGAGCGAAGCACCAAAACCAGAGCAUCCCAAAGAGAUUGAUCCUCGUCCCAGAGCCGACGUUAAACUGUGAAGUAUUUACAAACUUUCACUCAGGUAGAACAUGUUUGCUUUCUGUGCUUUAACUUAUUUCAUUUCUUCAUAUUUAUUUAGAUGACACUUUGUUUUUUAGUUAGUUUAUUCCAUCCGCUUGUUGAGAGAUUUGUUAACUUUAAAAGCUGACUCAGCAUUUAAGCCACAACGGGUUCAUUAUUUAUUUCUUAACGUUGAAGUGGAAACGUCUUUGCCAAAAUAUCAACGUGUGUUUUCAUUAUUCAGACAAAGCAUUGCUGACCUUCCAGCUGAUUCCUACUGAUUCCCACUGAUUCCUACUGAUUCCCACUGAUUCCUACUGAUUCCCACUGAUUCCUACUGAUUCC
Cyprinodon variegatus (sheepshead minnow) is the source of this 2956-nucleotide messenger RNA. RefSeq names its product PR domain zinc finger protein 1-like (gene prdm1b). Bases 302 to 2449 code for a protein of 715 amino acids. Gene Ontology annotation, molecular function: RNA polymerase II cis-regulatory region sequence-specific DNA binding; DNA-binding transcription repressor activity, RNA polymerase II-specific; histone deacetylase binding. The transcript is spliced from 7 exons. The record is from RefSeq and is a predicted model, not a curated record. Gene Ontology annotation, cellular component: nucleus; cytoplasm. NCBI's taxonomy places the organism in Eukaryota, Metazoa, Chordata, Actinopteri, Cyprinodontiformes, Cyprinodontidae. Gene Ontology annotation, biological process: cell fate commitment; regulation of transcription by RNA polymerase II.